Messenger RNA from Maudiozyma barnettii, 390 nucleotides. RefSeq names its product Rtc3p (gene RTC3). The transcript has a single exon. Bases 1 to 390 code for a protein of 129 amino acids. The record is from RefSeq and is a predicted model, not a curated record. NCBI's taxonomy places the organism in Eukaryota, Fungi, Ascomycota, Saccharomycetes, Saccharomycetales, Saccharomycetaceae.
AUGGAAAACUUAAACACUAUGCAAAAGAGAAACAAGGAACCAAAGACCAAGGCUCCUGGUAAUUAUAAGAAAGGUAACACUGCCGAUGCAGUCAAGAUCUUCUACAAAGGUAAAGAAGCUGAUUUGAUUGUAUUCGCAAAUACUGAAGAUGCUGUCCUUGCCUAUAGGGCAGACCCACAAUUGACCGAACUACCAAACGUUGUAGACGUAUUCCAAGUCUUCACUGCCGGUAGAGGUGCUAAGGGUAACCUUGGUGAAGCCUCUAUGUCUCAAAUGCAACUAGAAUUCGGUAAUGACAAGAGUAUCGAACAAGUGAUCGACGCCAUCUUAAAACAAGGUAAGAUCUCAGGUGUAGAGAACACUGUCUCCAACAACUCUUUCGAGAAGUAA